Molecule: messenger RNA, 351 nt
Organism: Fraxinus pennsylvanica
Lineage: Eukaryota; Viridiplantae; Streptophyta; Magnoliopsida; Lamiales; Oleaceae
Source: the annotation of a GenBank genome assembly
AUGUUGAAUACUAAUCCGCAACAAACUGAGUUCCAAGACAAGAUUAGCUUAGUCAAAGGGCCAGAAACUGAUGAGGAGAAAUCGGGCAAGAAGAAGGGCGAAAACAGGCGUAGAAAAUUGCCUAGAUAUGCUUUUCAAACAAGAAGCGAGGUUGACAUAUUAGAUGAUGGGUACCGGUGGAGGAAAUAUGGACAGAAGUUCAUCAAGAACAACAAAUUUCCAAGGAGCUACUAUCGGUGUACGCAUGGAGGCUGCAAUGUUAAAAAGCAAAUUCAAAGGUUAUCUAAAGAUGGAGAAAUGGUUAUGACAACGUAUGAAGGAAUGCAUUCACAUCAAAUGACAACUUUAUGA